CUUUCUGACUGUAUAAAGUAUCAUGUUACAGUGAUGGAGAGUUACUCUUAACUCGUAUCCAUAUGUCCUUUUCUCUUCUAUACUAGGCUGUCCUGUACUUUUUUGUAAACAAUAAAAAUGUUCAUGCUCCCGACGUUUUUUGCCAUGUUGUGCCAGUAUCCGAACGAGGCAAAACUACCCGUGACCUCGUACUUACUAUCAUUUACUUUGAGAUAAUUACUAGCAGUUACUUUCGGACGAGAUCCCUUUGUAGCCGUGGGUCUUUCCACACACGCACUGCGAGUACAACCAACUGCGUUUUGCAACAGCUUGCAGAAGAUCGGAGAAAAGCCACUAGCGGCUGCAUUGCCACUGGCGUUCAUACAUUUGGGUGGAAGAGUAUGAUCGUUGUGGACGCAGAACUGGAGGGUGAGUGAUUUGAGAAGCUGUGCGAGACGACUAAGAAGCUAUUGCAUGGGAAAGGACGCCAUGCGACUUCGAGGUACCGGUAUGCCGCGGAGACGCGUCGAGUCUGGUUUCUGCCCAUCACCGCGGACGAUAAUCUUCGUCCUCGCCCUGGUGCUGAGCGGUUAUGUUUUCACGCAUUGCCUGGGUCGGAACAGGGGUAAAUGCGCGGUGCCGAUGUUCUUGGGUGGCUCGCCAGAGCGAACUGCACAGGCCGGUGCGGCGGAGAAAGAACACAGUCCUGAUGCUGCUGCUGCUGCUGCCCCUGGGGCUGCCAAGGAUGAGACUUCUGUGGAGAUGGCCGCAAACAAAAUAGAUCAGCUCCGUGCAGCGGUGAAAACUGUACCACCAGAGCUUCUGAAGACUAAAGAUCCUGCAACAGUAGCAGUGGUGACCCAGGAAAGGCAGCCGAGUCACCACCUGGCAAUCGGCGCGGCUGUUGCCGCAGCCAACGUGAAGACAGCAAGAGCAGAGCCGGACUUGGCCAGCAUGGAGGAUCGCAAGGUAGUGCCACUGCAUCAGCUUGAGCCAGAAGUAACGAGAGAACUCACAUCGGCGCCGCCACCAUUACCGGCAGCGGUGACUUUAGCGGCGUCCACGCCUGAAGCGGACACCAAACAUCAGGAGCCACAGCAGGCACAUGAACAGCCGCCGGAGCCAGAGAGCAUGACGGCACCGCCUAGCACGGCAACCGCAGCACCGGCCCAAGCUGGCGGGGAUCGUCACAACGAUAAAGCGGAGGAGGUCGACAUCCACCUCGUCAAACAGGUGCAGGACGGUACCAGUACGAAGAGAGUGCACGUCGAGGCGGACGACAAGCUGCCCGGCGAUCCGCGUGGUGACAGCAAGGACCCGCUGCCCGGCCAGGAAAGAACACGGCCAGUGUUCAUGCACAAUGCUGCAGCCGCUGGUGUUGCCGGCAAUGGACGUUCACAGGACGAUGAGCACAGGGAAGACGCGGCCAAGAACCUACAGCAGCCCACGGAGAAACACGACCACCUUGCCGACGAAGAUAAAGAAGACACGCACAAAUGGCACUAUGUUGGCAGUGAAACGGAGAACAGCGACGACAAAAAGCCGUUGCCGACCAUACCACCGCCAGCCGGUCGACUGCCGUUUGUCAAACAGAUGAUCCGAACGGCCUGGCAGAGCUAUGUGAAGUCUGCAUGGGGUAUGAACCAUCUAGACUCUGUGCAAGGCCGCGGUGACAAUGAAGACACCAGCUUGGCCAACAUUCCAGUAGGCUUGUCACUGGUUGAGGCACUAGACACACUGUACAUCGCCAACAUGACGGAGGAAUUCCGCAAGGGACGUGCCUGGGUUGCGAACAACUUGUCAUUCGCCAACGCUGAGGGUAAACCUGUCGUCUCACAGCUGUCAAAGCGCUUUCUUGGCUCCCUGCUGAGUGUGUACGCAUUGACUGGUGACAAGGUGUUCCUAUCCAAGGCUGUGCAACUCGGCAACAUCUUGCUGCAAGCUGUUGACCCUUCGUCAGGUCUUGCGCGACGGGAGGUCAUUUUAUCCAGAGUGAAGCCAAACACGCCAGCACCACCCAGCCCAUCUGAGUGUCUAGUCCUGGCGGAAGUCGGUGGUCUACAUCUGGAGUUGACCUAUCUCUCUCAAGCGUCCGGCAAUCCUAGAUACCAGCAAACGGUCAGCCACAUUCGGCACUACCUGUCCAGCAAAUUCCAAGAAGCGUUGCCCGGCAUACCGUAUUCAAGGUUUCACUUAAAGAGAGAACAGCCGACCGCUGGCAAACUCACUGACACACCACUGCCGAAGCUAUGUAAUGGUAGUGCCACUGUGGCUGGCGAUGGAGAUGAGUACUUCAACCACUUGGCAAAGUCAACACUUCUGUCGCCGCCGGAACCAGCCGACGCCGGGACACUUGUCAAAGCACUGGAUACCAUUAGGAAGUUGUUCCUGAGGAAGCUAUCGUUUGGAAACACCUCCUAUACGUACGUGACAACACCAGAGCACAGUGGCGACUUCAACCAAAGCACUUGCUACGUUGGAACUGUGUUUGCUCUGGCUUCAAUCGCCAAUACGCGGAGCGCAGGCGAGUAUCUGAAACUCGCCGAGGACAUUGCGAACACCUGCCGCAUGCUUCAGGUGAAAUCAGACUUCAACCUGGGCGUGGAAAGUGUAGCGUUUUCUCAGGAUGCCAAGCCCAGUGGCAAGCUGUUUGCUGAACUGAACUCGCAACUCAGCCUCCGCUCCGAGGUGGCCGAGCUGUACUUUGUUCUCAGCCGUAUCACUGGCAAGAAGCAGUACAAGACGUGGGCAAUCGAAAUGGCCCAGGCAAUAGACGAAUGCUGCCGCCUAGAUGGCGGAUUCACCGUGCGCACGGGUAGCAAGAGCAGCGACUUGCCAAACAAAGGCAAUCAGCCAUCACAUCUUCUAGGUGCCACCCUCAAGUUCCUCUACUUGACGUUUACUGAGGACUCGGUGAUGUCACUGAAGAAGUGGGUCUUCAGUUCAGCCGGCCACGCACUGCCAAGAGCAGCCCUGCCAUCCCUGGCAGCAAACAGCAGAAGAACAUUCAGAAAGCAGCCCUCACUGAAUCAAGGUGCAAGGCCGAGGAUCAACAGCAAUGGUGGAGCUGUGAGAGCUCAGGCUGUUGGUAGAUCAAAGAGUCUUGGGCAUAGUGUUGAUGAUGACGGCGUUGGCCGAAAACCGCUUAACAGCCGAAGACUGGGCAGGCCACGUCGACCUCAAGAUAUUGGCCAGUUUCAGAUGAAGCAAAAUCCUGAUGAAUCCUAUGGACGGGAACCACAAGCAGGUCAGAACAGACUCCGGCACAGUGAAGUUGCAGAAUAUAAUGCCGUCAACCGUCGGCAGGGUGGUCGCCGACAGGAGAGACCCAAUGUCUACGCCAGACAACAAGUCAUACCCGCCAAGCAGCAGGGCCAACUACCACCCAGAGACUCGAUGCCUGUUGACGACGGUAGGUCAAAUAUGGAACAAAAUGUAGCCGGGCCACAACAGCAGGGUAGGGGUGUGGAUGAUCCGCAACAAUACUACCCUGCCAGGGUGGUGCGACAACGAAACCGUCCAGUGCUAGAUGGUGCUGCGCGGGGUCGACAACCGAAUGCUGGGUACAGCCGGUAUGACGUGGAGCGAGAUUCAAGUCGGGGCCAGCCUCGAAUGGCACCUGUCAGGGAAGACUCGCGCUAUAUUGAGAACAAAGCAGUGCGCAGGCUAGAGCCUGUAGAACAGCAGGUCAACCAGCCAGUACACCAGAUGGUGAAGCAGAUGCAGGGCCAAGGCGACCUGGCGUAUGCCCGUGAUAGCAGACAGCGAAUUGCACGGCCCGCCUUGAACAGUGCUGGGGGCAGCCAAGUCCAGCGGCGGCCCAUUCAAGGUGGUGUGGACGAGGAGGUCCAAGGCAAUGUUGACCGGCGUGAUAUGCCAGGAAGGAUGGACACGAUGCAUCACAAUGCAGGUCAGAGAGAACCUGUCAGAUACAUGAAGCAGCAGCAGCAACAGCAGCAGCAGCAGCAAGAUCUCGGUGAUGCGGUGAUCCGAAACAACCCCACCGGGCAGCAGUUUGCAGGCCAGCCCGAGGCACGGCGACGUUUCGUGAAGGGCAAUGAUCUACCUCAGCAACCACUGCGAAGGAACCUCAGAGAAGACAAUGAACGUAGAGCCAGGGAUGCGCUAGUGCAACCCCGGCGCAGAGUUGCUUCAAAUUCUAGACUCAGAGCUGGAUCACAGAAGAGGAAUCUGAAUCCUGGUCAUGUGCGGAAUGGGAGCUAGAUGCUCGGUGUACACAAGGGACGGUGUGGCAAUGGAGCCAUUGCCACACCGUUGUGCAUUUCUUGUUCAGCAUCAGUCCUCCGAAUAGCAAGCACUGUCCGUCCUCAAGUCAGCGUGCAUGCUUCCUGUUUGGUGGAGCAUGUCAUUCUGCGUUUGAUCAUCUCUUGAGAUGUGAUCCCGAGCAGGACUCGAUCAGACAGCAUAACUGUUGAUCAGAGUAUGCGUCUAGACUGCAUGCCCACUGCAGUAGACACAGGCAAGAUGCUGCGGCCAGCUGUUAGAAACUAAGCUAGCGCCGCCGGGCAAGCCGUAAAUAUUUGCUUCUGGGCCUAUACGAGACGAGUACAACGCCCGCAGGAGUCUGAGUGGUGGUUUGUUGCCACCGCUCUGUUCCGAGACCCAUGGCCAGGGUGUAUCUGUGCACAGAGUGUUCUCUAUCUCUCUCUCUCUCUAUCUCUCUCUCUCUCUCUCUCUCUCUCUCUCUCUCUCUCUCUCUCUCUCUCUCUCUCUCUCUCUUACUCACUCACUCUCUCUCUCUCUCUCUCUCUCUCUCUCUCUCUCUCUCUCUCUCUCUCUCUCUCUCUCUCUCUCUCUCUCUGUGCAGUGUGGAGGCACUGUAUGUGUCUAACAUGAAACUACACGCCCUUCGAACUAUCUCCAAAUUAAGAUGGCGUCGCAAGAGAAAGCAGCACGUGCCAUUGGUAACGUUAUAUGGCACCGCUGUCUGAAACUGGAGUAAUGGUCCCGAGCGGGUUGCAAGACCCAUCUUCCUUUUCCGUUAUAUACCAACUAUACUGCAGCUAACGCAAAGUUUAUAUAUUUUUUCAUAUUCAGCGUGUCUAUCUUUCCUGCUGGCUUCCAGAUUUCUAUCUAACCCUGUUUCCGGAUCUCUUCACACAAAAACAGUAAUCACCAAAACUGCACUGCUGCUGCUGCUGCUGUUGAAUGAAACCCAGGCUGAUGAACUAGCUAGCCCCUGCACACCACCCAUGCGAGGCCCAGUGUCCGUGUACGUUCAAGGGCUGGCUGACUCACAAAGCUUUUGUUUUCAUCAAGCAGUACUGUAGCAGCUAUUUCCUGCCAGCUUCCAGAUUUCUAUAGAACCAUUUCUUUCCUAUCUCCACACAGAUUCCACCAAGAACCUCCACCCUGUUAUUUACAGCCUCUAAUAUAAGGAUUCAUUGUUUGAGAGAAUAAUUUCCUCGGACACAAGAAUGCAAUGUUUGAGAGAUAAUAUAAAGAAGAUCAGCAGGCAGUCCAUUUUGCCUGUCUUCA
Molecule: messenger RNA, 5478 nt
Organism: Sycon ciliatum
Lineage: Eukaryota; Metazoa; Porifera; Calcarea; Leucosolenida; Sycettidae
Exons: 11
Coding region: 454-4203 (1249 amino acids)
Biological process (GO): carbohydrate metabolic process; mannose trimming involved in glycoprotein ERAD pathway
Cellular component (GO): membrane; endoplasmic reticulum
Molecular function (GO): mannosyl-oligosaccharide 1,2-alpha-mannosidase activity; calcium ion binding
Source: RefSeq, a predicted model, not a curated record